AUGCCUACUCCGCUGGAUCGGGCUAUAAACUCCAACUCCAAGAAUUUAUUCUUAGGUUUCGCCGGCAUGGUGACAGCCGUUGCAGCUUAUUCUAUCUGGGGAGCGGACGUCUUCCCUGCUGAGUCCGAUCCAAAAGGAGACCCCGAAACUUGGACUGCAGAGGAUAUGAAAAGGUGGCUUCGUGCUAGGGGACUUUUGCCAAGCGAAACUGCGACCCGAGAAGAGUUGCUGGAGAGAGUGAAAGCCAAUCUGCGGAUACCACGAAGCUCCAAUACACCAGCAACCAAGUCGUAA
Molecule: messenger RNA, 294 nt
Organism: Penicillium malachiteum
Lineage: Eukaryota; Fungi; Ascomycota; Eurotiomycetes; Eurotiales; Aspergillaceae
Product: Ish1 domain-containing protein
Exons: 5
Coding region: 1-294 (97 amino acids)
Source: RefSeq, a predicted model, not a curated record